AAAUGUCUGUCUUUUGGCGCCACUCACAAUUUCGAGAAGAAACUGGACAACGGCAAGCCACAGUGUUUGUCGCUUGGCCGUGAGAAAACAAAAGCAAAAGCAAAGCAAAAGGUGUUGCCUCCAACCUCGUUAAAAAUUUCGCUUGCAAGAGAGUUUGUAAAGUGAGAAAGCGAAAACAACAAGUUGAAAGCAAAAGACAAUCAAUCAGGCUAAGUCUAGACUAGCUAGGUCGAUAAGCCCCUUGUGUGAACGUUGCGUUGGAUUGGGUUGCGUUUCGUUGCAUCGAUUUGAUUCGAUCGUACAUUCGUUCAUUUGUGGCUCUCAAGAACAAUUGAACUGCGGAGCUCAUCAGAGGCGCAAGAUUGCUACCGUAGCUAACUGGCACGUACCAUGAGCAGCCGGUUUGCUUCUUCUUCCGAUAGAGCCGCACGGGAGGAGGAUGACCAUGACAAUAACGACAGCUUUGAAACGACAUUUUCCGCGGGAGAACUGAACGUCAAGGCCAUUCAUUACUACCACAACGCAUCCUACCACAGCAGCCAAGCUUCCAUUCGCACCCCGACUGCCACUGCCGUCACUUGGAAACCGGCGUAUGGUGAGAAAGCAGUGAAUGACUACGAGGAGGAGGAGGAGGAUGAUGACAGUAGACACGGCAGCCCUCGCGGCGGUUGUGGUCCUGGUCCUAGACCCGGUGGCGCCCCACCGUCACCUCAGAAGAUCCGCGUGAGCCGUGGCCGCCCUAGUCCGGAAGAUAGGGCCAUUAUGGUCCAUCAACCCAACUAUCUACAAGACUAUGCCGUGGACAGCCCAUUUCUGUGUGGCGCUCCUGGCAUGCCCUUUGCCGGCAAGACGCAGCAGCAACUGGAAGCAGAAGCAGAGGCUGACACAGUCGUUGUCAACAACAAGGCAAAGAAAGGACUCACCCAUACCAUGAAGAAUAUGAUGCAAAAGUUGGCCAAACGUGUGCUCCACAACAACAACAGCGAUAACAACGACCCCAGUAAACUGCAGCAACAAUUCAACCACAAAGACGUUGUGCUGGCCACGCCGCCCAGGGUAGCCAAAACUCCCGUCACUUGGUCCUAUUCGCCCCAGAGCCGAUCUCCGGACCAUGAUGAUCAUGAUGCACCCCAAAACUAUGAUGAUGACCUGUCGACAACAUCCCCCCUUCGCAAGGGCAUGUUGUUUGAUGAUGAAGAGGAGGAAGAUGACAUUAUUGCACCGCCGCCGCCGCAACGCCAAGAUUCCUCGUCCUCGGAAAUCUGCGCCACCACCAUCCUCAUGGAGACGAAUACGACCGCCGCCGCCGCAUCGAAUCAACCCAUUGGUGGCAAGCUCAUUCUAACUACCAUAAAACACCAGCAACAGCAGCAGGCACAACGACAGCAGCAACAACAACCAACAGUUAGCACCAGGACGUCGUCGGGACCGGUCGAUUUGGACGAAUCGCUUCCCUCCAGUCUGGAAGAAUCGUUUGAGACAAGGCAAUCUCUAGGUUCAGAGUCGCAGACUCUGAUUGAUUUAAAUGAAACGCUACAAAGUGUCGAUGAUAGUUUGGCUGAUGCCAUGGACUUGAACAAUGUGACUGUGGAUCAAGCACUCGAUGGAUCCUUUGCAUUCCAGCAGCACGAAGUGCGCCUCAAGAUGCCCAGUCGUAGUGGUAAUCAGACCAUCCCAGAAGUGUCCGAAGAAGAGGAGCAUGAUGAUGAUGACACGGAAAAAGAGACAAGCAAACGCAGCGUUGACGUCGACUUGGAGAGCACUCCAUCGUUGGAUGACCAGUCGAAUCGGCAAGACUCGGCACGUCAAAGCACGGCUACAGCGGUUGAUCUGGACGACUCCAUUGACAGUUCCAGCAGCGACUGUAUUCUGUAUCCACCUCGCAUGUAUGGAACCCGAACGGGGCCUGUCAUCAGAGGACUCGGCAGCAAGGGACAAGACGCAAAGCAACACCGAUCGUUGUUGCCACCAAGGCCACCUGCAUCGACUCCACCAAAACAGCAGGAUCAACUACAAGCAAAAUUCAAGAUUGUCAAAGUCUUUGGACACCCUGCUCCUCCUGCUGCAAGUGCGAGCAACAGCCAAGAGUUGAAUACAUCACAGGAGAGUGGCGAUGAAGUGCCCUUGUUGAACCACCACCAGCAGUUGCGUGCGGAGGAUUUCACUGUUGGACCCAUCGACAUGAACCUUGGAACGGCGUCUUCAAUCUUGGAUACAACCUGCGCAAGCAACAAACCGGAGCUCGCUUUGGCUGCCCCUAUUCUUGACGAAUCAUUCACUGCCGCCAUGGAGGACGAGGAUGAGUUCCCAACCGAGGGCAAGCAGAUCUUUCGUCAAGAGCGUAUCCAGCAUGCCUUUGAUGAAGCGUGCAAAAACGACGGGCGCCAGUACAGCAAACCUGUUGAUGAUCAAGACUUGACCGAUUCCUUGGCGUGGACUUCGAAACGAUCCUUCGCAACGGCUCCACCAAUAGCCAAGCCAACGACCAUGCCUGCUCUGCGCCUCCCUGCCUCGGUUCGCGACAGUCCUCGCCACUUUGAUGCCACCAAGCAGCCAUCAUCCGGAGAGGCCAACCAGUCCAGCACUUCUAUAGUGCUGCAACAUGUCAUACCACCACGUGACACCAGUACAUGUAGCGAGCCAACUGAAACGGUUACGCCGCCAUUAUCGGAAUCUAUGGAUGCUUUGUACUCUGCAUCCAUGUCCUUUUCGAAGAAAGAUGCCUCGGACGUGGCUCCUCUCCCUCCCUCAAAUGGAGACAGCCCUCGCCGCUCUGCUGGCGCCAACAAGUUUGAAGAGGCAGACUCCGUCGUAACAACAGUGUUGCUCCAAAGCAUUAUUCCUCCAUGGCAAAACAGCAGCAUGUCACAUGAAAAUGAUUUGACGGAGCCAACCCAAAAGGAGGUGCCAUCGGCGGAGGCAGGUACUCAAGAAGAUGCUUCCACCUCAGUCGUACCGUCUGCUGCGAGCAGUAAGGAUGCAGACAUGAUGUUCCAGACGAUUCCAGUUGGAAGUGCCGUGGUGGAGCUUAAUGAUAUGGAUGGGCCCAUGGAAGAUAUUGGCGAACUCGCAGUUGACGCAAGCACCGCACAAGGACUCCCCGAUCAAGAAAACGACCAGCCUCAACUAGACUCCGAUGUCCAAAGCAUUUUGGAGGAUUUGGAGGAGGCAAACCAUCAGGAACAGGAAAAUAAUAUGGUUGCUCCUCCAUCAAAGCAGGAGAUUCGACCCAAGUCAUUCUCUGAACGACCAUCAAGACUUCCUCCGCCUGCCUUCAAAGGCACCCAAGUGCGCUUGCCAGCUCUUUGGGAAGCACCAAGGUCCCGUCGCAGGGAUGGGGAGUACACUGGUCCUGUUGACUUGGACGAUACGAUUGACAUUACACGCGAUGGUAAAGAUGACGUGUAUACAGGGCCGGUCGACUUGGAUGAUUCAAUUGCUUCGUCAGAACCCGACCAAGAAGAUGACGAGCUAUCCACUGUCGAUGAAAAUGUAGCUGUUCAAAAGCAAGCAGAGGAUGCGGGCACGCCUCACGGAAAUCGCUCAACUAUUGACUGGAAUGCUUUCGCUGACGAUGCUGACAGCAGCGGCGACAGCAGCCACAGCGAAAUGUUUUUCACUGAAGUCGCCGUGCCGUGCAAGAAGCAACCUGACUCACAUGCAGAUUGGACAGAACCCAAACUUUCCAGCAGCGACGAUGACAGCUGCGCUGUUCACACUGGGUGCAUAUCUCCGUUUCGUUUGAAAUCUGCCAACGACAAGGAUGCUGACUGGGCCCAGAAUGGCGAACAAGCCAAUGCAAAGAAGUCAAACGGAACCGAUGCUCAUCCUCAAGAUACCCAUGUGGCCAAGCCUGCGAAACUCGCCAAGCAUCCAAAGGACACCCCCCUUGUAGCUCGUCAGAAGUCUUGGCGCGAAAGCACAGACAAGUCAGAUCAACCCAGCUGGUGUGACUUUAACAUGUCGGAAAGCAAGAGUCUGGGGAUUCACCGAGAGCUUGCGGAAACGGCAGUUGCCGGUCCUCGUGAUCAAACCCCCAAAGCAGCAACCUCGGCUACGAAGCCUGAAGAGGGUGAGAAGAGUCCCAGCCCUGAUCCGACCAAGCAAGGUGCCUGUAGCCAGGCCCAGGAUGUCCCGUACGAUCCAAACUCACCCGGCAAGCCUGAAAACAGCGAGGACGUUGGUGAAAGUGCGACAGAAAUCGACGACAGCUUUGAUAAGUUGAUGAAUAGCGACGAUAGCGUCAGUGCGACAGAUCUCAUCCACCACGAAUUCAAGAGCGUUGUUCUUGACCGCGACUCGUCGACUUCCAUUGACGGUGACAUCGGCGACAUUGACGAAAGCGCCCUGGACGAUAGUACGGCCAUGGAAGUGGAACGAUUCAAAAAGAUCUGUAUGCAGAAUGCAAUGAGCGCAAGGAUUCCAAAAGCGGAAGAAGAUGAUACAGUCACGUCGUCCGUGGUUUCGGACAUCAAACACGCAAAAGAGGCCUAUGCCAGUGUCAUGAUGGAGCUCGAAAGAGUUUUCCUGCCUAGGCUUCUCCAAGAACGGCAGGAAGAGGGGGCACAUGAAGAGCUUGUCAAGGAAGUGGAGCCUGUUGUGGCAGAGAUGCUUGUUGCCGAAGAGACAUCUGUUGCAAAAGAGGACCCUGUCGUGGACGUUGAGGACGCUCGAAGCGGAGAUGCUCGAGAAGACCCUGUAGUUGAUGCUGAUCAGCAAGACAUCCAAGAGCAGAUAAGGAGGUCUCUGGAGGUUGCCGCCGAAGCACAAGCAAAACUUGACAUUUCAAUGCUCGAGAGUGAGAUCAAGAAGUUGCAAGCAACUGCAAAAGCUCUCAGAGAAGAGAGGGCAGAGACGCCCAAGAAGACUGAUAGUGAGACAACACCUGCGAACCCCGUUGAGGAAAUCGAUUCCGCCCCGACGCCAGCGGAAUCACAGCAAAUAGCUGGCAUUGACAAUCGCACUGGUAGCUCCACUUUGCAGUCAACGCCUACGAAACAAGUGAUCGGGAUUGAUAUUGGCAAGUCCAUUCCGAAGACGCCUUCGAAACAAGUGAUUGGCAUGGAUAUUGGCAAGUCCUCUCCGCAACUCUCUGUCAUUGGUUACAAUCUAAACGUCAGCCGUGCGAGCUCCCGGCUGUCACAUCCGUUUGAUGAGUCCUCAUCUGUGAAGUCGACACCCUGCAAGCAGCCAGGGCUCUCCGUUUCUUCCAUUAGCAUUGCGUCUGGAAAUGAAGCGGACGACGAAUGUGGCUUUGCCGGCGACGCUUCGACUCAGGAUUGUUCAGUCAUCUCUGGCCGUAUCGGCGCUGGGCUUGACGUCGCUUCGGAUGCAGGCACAGAACGCACUGCUGCUGCUACUUCCAAUGAUCACGUGGCUGCUGGCAUGCAAGAGGCGUCGAACAAAACUGAUGAGGUAUGGGCUUUGCCUUUUGGUGUGUCGAUGGAUUCUCAAGAUGAAGUCGGACAAUCCGAGAGCUCAGUGGCAUCCAUGCGAGGAAAAAGCAAGAAGGAAAGGAGGAAGACUCCACUUGGGAAACGCAUGGUCAAUGCAUUCAAUCGACUUCGACGUACCGGUAGUCCUCGUCGCAAGGGACAGCGCGAGCCAAGCCACUUGUCCUGCACAGACCACGAUCGCGAGGAAGCCCAGUCAGAAGAGAUCCUGAAGCAGUUGAAAAUGAAAACGCAAGUCGUCGAGCAAAUUGGCAGAGUGCCCGGUCUUAGCGAAAAUUUGGAUCCAUCCUCGUACAAGGCGCUCAUCAGUGACAACGACGCUUCAUAUGAUUUCCAGCAAGUGCCAAAGGCAAACCUUCGGCAGACUAGGACACCCCGCGAGAAGAAGAAACAAGCCUGUCAAUUGAAGCCACUUGCUCCACCAAGAUCAUCGAAUCAACGUAAUCGCCCACGACCUAGGAGACUGCCAGGCACUCCGGAAGGCACAGCUAUUUUCGAGGCAGAUUUCACUCAAUUCGAAGCACGAAAUCUCUUUCCUUUCGAACCUGAAGACGUGCUAGCAGGCAGCCCCUUCUCUGUUAAGAAACCAGAUCCCACACCCGGAGGAAUUGAUGACACAGUCUGUUUGGAGGAUAGGAUGAUUACUUACUUGUUGCAAGGAAUUGACCCUCCCGGAGCUGAUCCCACGCCCGCCAACGAGAACUUCCAUAACCUGACUUUUACCGAAGACCCUCCUGGAAGUGCAGCGAGUUGCAAUGAAGCAGAACAACCAGAGGAGGUGGCUGCAUUAGAGGGAGAAGCAUCAGCGCAAGAAGUAUCAAUGGAGGAAGAAGCAAUGAGCGCCUUAACCCCCCAAAAUGAUACAUCUCAAGAAACGUCACUAUGCUCCUAUGGUCAACGUCCAACUAGUCUGGAUCCCCAUUUCGAGCGAUUGGUCGAUUCGUUGGUACAGCGAGCUAUAGAGUCUGACAUCUCCCUUUCAAUUGACCUCGACGAGUUGGCGAAGAAACUCCCGUCGCUUCCAAAAGCCGCUACACAAAAGGCUCCCAACGUGAUUGUUGUCGAAACAGUAGAUGAGCAAUCGUUGUCAAGCGAUACACCAGGACAUGUCUCUAUGGAGACACCCACACAGUCUCGGUUCGCAUCGCGCAAUCGCACUCCUCAAACAAUUCGAACAUGUACGACCGCUCCCUUGACUCCACAAACGAUAGGGUCAUUCAGCUCUCAUGCGAAGCACACAAGCUUCUCAGAAGACGAUGCAUCUGUAGCAUCCGUAAAUGCGUCCUGUACAGAUGUAUCGUUCUUGGGAAUCCGAGACAGUGUUACUGGUUUGCCAGUAGAAGUUCCCGAAGUUUGCAACAUCAGUCAAGAGGUUGAAACCAACUUGAAAGAUAUGUCCAUUUCCGAGGCAUUGUCAGUUGAGUGCACUUGGGAAAGCUUCUCUAUGAGAGAUCGAAGGAGAUUGAUUCCACCAACGAUUCCUGAACACCCGGAGGAGGAAGAGCCGACGGUGGCUUCACCACCCGCAAACUCCAAGACGGGAGGCAACAAGGAGUUAACCGAGAAAUCUCCUACAAGUGUCGUUGAAUUGGGCAACAGUUACUUCAACCAGACAAUCACUCUGGAGAGUUCCGGCUUUUCGAAUUAUUCCGAGGAGAGUUCGUUUGGGAACGCUCCCCAACCCCUCGCGUCCGACGAAGAGUACAGCCCCGUUCGCCCUCAUGAUUCGAUGCUCCUGAAGAAGUCCUACAACCUUGUGCGUUCCACUACUCCUGACCGGAAAACACGUACUCGAACAGCCCGAAACGACGCCACACCGACAACCCAGUGCUCUGAUUCUUCUGAAGACAACAUGCUGAACCCUUGCGUCUAUACCUUUCCAGUUUGAAGCUUUGAAUGACGUGUUUGAAAAAGAAUUGGAGGCCACAGCUGGUUUCAAACCUGUUGGAUGGGAUAAGACCUCAAGCAUUGAACCCGACGGAUUAGCGACUAUGUAGAUGUUCCUAGCUAGUAGCACUAACACAUUGACUAAGAAUAUGUAAUGAAGCUUUAUGUUU
Molecule: messenger RNA, 7510 nt
Organism: Seminavis robusta
Lineage: Eukaryota; Bacillariophyta; Bacillariophyceae; Naviculales; Naviculaceae
Source: the annotation of a GenBank genome assembly